AUGGUUAAAGUAAAGACUCAAGGACGUGAAGCGUUUCGGACUGAAAGUUUUACUUCGGUAGACGAUUCGGAUGACGAUAAAUUACAAAAUAUUCCUGAUGUAAGUGAUAGUGACGAACCUACAUUACGUCGAAGUACGCGUUCUAGAAAACAAGUUUCUUUUCAACAAAUGUUACCAACCGCUGAAGCUAUUCCAUUACGUGGUGAAAUUCCUUGUGUGAAUAGUUCUACUUCAACAAAUUCAAAUAUUUCCGCAAGGAAAUAUCAAUUUUCAUUAUCUUCUCUUCUUCGAGAAAAGAGGCAUCGAGAUAAAGUUGGCUAUAAUAUUCGUGCUGCAGAAUUGACAAUCAAUGGAGAUUCUCUUUGUGAAUUAGAUGAUCCAUUUGAUGUCUAUGAUCGUACAGAGAUUUCUGCUGCAGUAUUAAACGAAGAUAAACGUGAACAUUUGCAACAGAUUUUUAAAGAAGAUGAAAGUGAUGAUUUAGACCAACAAAUGGAAUUUUUCAUUGAUAAUAAUACAACUACCAUGCAAACUUUGGAAGAUCCUGCAUUUGCACUGAUAGCCGGUUCAUCUUCUGACGAUGACAAGUUAAAAUAUAUCCUAUGUCAAAAUUGGAUUCCACAACAAUAUGAACUUGGAAUGAAAUUACCACCUGAAACCAUUUUGUGGCUAUUAGAAUUAAGUAAAUAUCACGUGCGAUUUUUUUAA
This is a messenger RNA of Racocetra fulgida, 708 nucleotides long. NCBI's taxonomy places the organism in Eukaryota, Fungi, Glomeromycota, Glomeromycetes, Diversisporales, Gigasporaceae. The record is from the annotation of a GenBank genome assembly.